Molecule: messenger RNA, 4808 nt
Organism: Oncorhynchus gorbuscha (pink salmon)
Lineage: Eukaryota; Metazoa; Chordata; Actinopteri; Salmoniformes; Salmonidae
Product: stabilin-1-like
Exons: 40
Coding region: 357-4808 (1483 amino acids)
Source: RefSeq, a predicted model, not a curated record
CAGAAUUUAGGAAGGUAUUUGGGGAGUUUCUGCUCUCUAACAUCUCAGGGGAUCCGAGAUAAGGGCUCUGAGGGCUGAGCUCUAGGGGAGGAGACGAAGGAGGUGCCUGACACUUUUUUAGAAAAAAUGAACAGUUGAAUUCCACUACUUCUUACAAGGUUUUGGCACUUUAUGGAGACAGUUGUCAAGGGAGAAGAGGAGAAAGACACAGAACCCUGGUCUAGAGAGGCACAUAUGUGGAUAGAACCGGGCAGUGUUACCUACCCACUGUCACACCACGGACUCUGCAUUGACCCAUUGUUUUGGAUGUGAGACUGAGGACUAAUUGUGGAGAAACUGCUACUGUACUGGACGACAUGAUGCAGUCAACGGAACCCACCAUGCUGAUUCUGCUACUGACACUGGGAACCAUGGUGACGUGUAGUUUACAACAGGCACAGAGCUCUAUGAACCGUUGUGAUGAGACCGGAGCCGACCAGACCACUACCCCCUGUACGUCGUGUGCUGCCUCCCAGACUCAGCUGUGUCCCAGGGGCUUCAAGAAGUACACCACCCAGUCCAUGGAUACCAACAUGGGCCAAGAUGGUUGCCAGUACUCAGUAACCAUCGCAGGGCAACAGGUGGCGUUGAACGGCUGCAACCACCAAUGUGAGAGGACCGUCACCAUGCCCAAAUGCUGCGCAGACUUCUGGGGUCCUCUGUGUCUGUCCUGUCCUAGCUGGAAUGGGAGAACCUGUAACUGGCACGGAACCUGCAUGGAUGGAAUAUCAGGGAAUGGGUCCUGUGUCUGCAAUGAGGGAUACACAGGCUUUGCCUGCCAGCAGUGUUCCAACAAGAAUUCAUACGGAGACAACUGUAAAUCAGAGUGCGGCUGUGUGAAUGGAGAAUGUAACAACGGUCCUGAUGGGAACGGAGAGUGCUACUGCCAGCCGCCGUACACUGGACCCAGGUGUGAACAAGUCUCUGCUGCCUGUAAGAACUGCAGUGCCUACUCCCACUGUAAAGGAGUGGCAGAGAACUCCGUGUGUCAAUGUCUUCCUGGGUUUCACAAGACUGGAGACCGUUGCUCAGGUUUUUGUUCUGCUAAACAAUGUGAUGUGAAUGCGGACUGUUCUUGGCUGGGGGGGCGGCUGUUCCAGUGCCAGUGUAAGGCAGGUUACAAGGGGGAUGGUCGGAUGUGUGUUCCCAUCAACCCAUGUGACGAGGACAACGGAGGCUGUCCUCGCAAUUCCACUGUCUGUGUCUAUAAUAGUCCUGGCAAGUCUAGAUGUGAUUGUAUGCAUGGUUGGGAGGGCACUACCCCGUCCUCCGGCUGUACCCUGAAGAAUGUAUGUAAUGACACAACCUGCCACCCCAAUGCCGGCUGUGAGACCGGCCUGGACGGAUACCCCAGGUGCUUGUGUAAUGCCCAACAGAUCGGCGAUGGCUACCGUUGUUAUGGCAACCUGAUGGAACGGCUAGUGGAGCUGAACAGGGAGGGGACACACAAGGGGAAGCUCUCUGGAGCCAUCUUGCUAUUUGUGAGAGACUGUAUGCUGACCAUGAGCCAACAGGGACCUUUCACCGCUUUCGUCCCUCUUUCGUCCCUCAUUGUGCCUCUAGCAGGCGUGACCGACGAGUCAGCGUGUCAACGUUACCUGGUGAGGGGUCAGUACCUGUAUAAAAGCCUGGAUAGAACCGACGUCUAUACUGCAAGUGGAAUACAACUCAGGUUCAAGCCCAAUAAGCAAUUCAUGUUGGUGAAGUCUCCUGAGACUCUCUACUCAGUCAUCCAGCAGGACAUCCCAGCAGCCAAUGGGGUUAUCCAUAUCAUCGACCAGCCGAUCAUACCCAGGAAUAUCCUCCCUGACAGCCCAAAGGACGAGCAGUUUGCUGAUAAGACCAUCGGGGAGAUCCUGACAAAGGAUGAGAAAUACAAUCGCUUCCUCUCGCUGGUGGACAACUGUGGGACUACUCUGCCUCUGAGAGGUCCUGGUCCUCUCACUGUGUUCGUCCCGACCAACGAUGCUGUGGACAGGUUCAGAGACGGCAGGCUGAUAUAUAUGCUGUUCCAUGCCCAGAACAAGCUUCAAGAGCUACUGAAACAACAUAUCUACUCCCAGGCUGCGUUGACCGUGGACCAGCUGGCAAGCAUGGGUCUGAUUCAGACUAUGGCCAAUCAGAUCCUACUAGUCAACCUCACCAACGAUGGCCUGGUGCUGCUGGGCGGGAAACCUCUUCAGAUUACUAAUAUUAUGGCAUCCAAUGGAGUGAUCCAUAUGAUUGACGGGGUUCUAGUCCCGCCCUCGAUCGUCCCCAUCCUGCCUAAGAGAUGUGAUGUCACAGAGAACAAAAUCAUCAUGGGCCCGUGUGUGAGGUGCAGCUAUCUCUAUGAGUCACAUUGCCCCGAGGGAAGCAUAGAACUGCAAAGUCACAUGAAGGAUUGUGACUAUCAGGCAUAUCCAUUCAACCCCACGCUCAUUAAAGGUUGUGCUAAAUACUGCAACACUACUAUUCAGAGAGCAGAGUGUUGCAGUGGGUUCUAUGGACCUGAGUGUAAAACGUGUACAGGAGGUUUCCAGACACCCUGUUAUGGCAAAGGCACUUGUUUUGAUGGUAUCCAUGGUAACGGGUCGUGUCGCUGCGAGGAGCUCUUCAAGGGGAUCGCCUGUCACAUCUGUUCUGACCCCAACAAACACGGAGAGAAGUGUGACCAGGAUUGCCACUGUCUCCAUGGUGUGUGUGAUAACCGCCCAGGCAGUAAGGGUGCAUGUAGAGGGGGCUCCUGUCUGGAGGGUUACUCUGGAGACUACUGUGAUAAGGAGGCUAAGGCCUGUAACUCUGAUGGUCUAUCUGAACACUGCCAUGUCCACGCCUUCUGCAGCUUCACCGGCAGCCACACCACGUGUGAGUGUAUGUCGGGGUAUGAAGGAGAUGGACACUCAUGCAUCCUGGUCAACCCCUGCCUGAAGGCUGACAGAGGAGGCUGUGAUGUUAACGCCCAGUGUGAGAACUCAGGGCCAGCUAACGUGUCGUGUGUUUGUAACGAGGGCUGGACAGGAGACGGCCUGAUCUGUACUGAGUUGGACAACUGUCUCCUGGAGACCAGAGGUGGCUGCCAUAAGCAUGCAGACUGCAGGUCUCUAGGACCAGGACAGAGUGAGUGUACCUGUAUAAGGGGUUACAUGGGAGAUGGGACAGUCUGUGAUCUCAUCAACCCUUGUCAGAAAAACAACGGAGGAUGCCAUUCUCUGGCUAAGUGUGAGUCAGUGGAUGGAGAAAACAUCAUCUGUGUCUGUCCAGAAGGGUACCUUGGAGACGGAGUCACAUGCUACGGGACGAUGCUAGAGGAACUGGACAUGAAUACCAAUCUGUAUGGUUUUUACCGCCUGAUACAGAGGUCGUCAGAGUUUGACCUGAGUGGGAAUCUAACGGCUCUGGUACCUUCCAGGGACGUUAUCCGCAAUCUAACCACCUCUGAGCAGGACUUCUGGUUUGGCCGCUACAGGCUCCCAUACCUUCUAAAAGCCCACUUCCUCCAGGGGAUAUUCUCCAUAGAGGACCUGGACAAGCAGAUCAACCAGCGGUUACCCACUCUACACUUGCCUACUACAUGGGAGGUCAAAACUGUUGAUGGGGAAGUUAGGAUAGAGAAUGCAACCAUCCUCACCCCCAACAUCCCUUCUAUCAACGGAUACAUCCACAUCAUUAAUACGGUUCUGUUCCCCCCCUUGUCAGACAUCCCACCAGAACCCCCAGGCCUGAUGCAGUUCCUCAACACCACCCCUACCUUCAGUCUCUUUACACAGGCAGCACUGCUCUACAACCUGACAGAGGAGAUUGAGCCAGACCAUGAUUAUACAACUCCUACUUCCACAGACCAACUCUACACAACUGGUCCGAGAAUACCUGAGCCAGACCAACUCUACAUACCUGGUACAGAUUACCUGAGCCAGACCAACUCUACACAACUGGUAGGUAGAGAUUACCUGAGCCAGACCAACUCUACACAACUGAUAGGUAGAGAUUACCUGAGCCAGACCAACUCUACACAACUGGGUGAAGAAGUAUUGAAAUACCACGUAAUUCUUCAUGAACAGCUGUUCCCGGAUCAUCUGAGGGAUGGGAUGGUGAAGGACACAUUACUUGGGAGGGCCUACCAGAUCAUGUUCCACCUGGGCAAGAACAAUGAGACUUUGGCCAAUGAUGUUCUGCUGGAUGGGAGCCACAGUGAGACGAGAAACGGGGUGAUCCUGGCCGUUCCCCAAGUCUUACAGGUCCAUAAGAACCGAUGCAUUAAAGACGUGAUCCUACGAGUCAGAGGGAGGUGCACAGCCUGUGAUGAGAAACCCAGAUGUUACCUCAGCUACAAGCCAACCAUUAGGGAAUACCCUCAGAACAUGAGGUCUAACUGCAAGUUCAGGAAGAGGGUGGGAUCUAGGAGGAAGUCCGUGGCUGGCUGCAUUGUUGACUGUUUGAAGACGACACAGGACCACUCGUGCUGCCCGGGAUACUUUGGUCACUACUGUUUUAAAUGCCCUGGGGAGCAGGACAACUGGUGCUCAGGGAACGGAAGGUGUAAGGAUGGGAACCUUGGGACUGGGGAGUGUCUUUGUAAGGAGGGUUUCCAUGGGACAGCUUGUGAGACCUGCGAACCGGGACGCUACGGCAAGGACUGCAACUCAGAGGUGAACCUGUGUGCCACUGGGAAUGGAGGCUGCGCUCAGAUUGCCAACUGCACCAAGACGUUACCUGGGGAGAGGACCUGCACCUGUCCAGAAGGAUACACUGGAGACGGGGUGUGGUGUCUAGGUAUGGCGUGUGAUUGA